GGCCGGAGCUGGGCCCGAGCCCGAGCAAUAGCCGGCGCCAUGUCGGUAGUGGGCAUAGACCUGGGCUUCCAGAGCUGCUACGUCACUGUGGCCCGCGCUGGCGGCAUCGAGACUAUUGCUAAUGAAUAUAGCGACCGCUGCACGCCGGCAUGCAUUUCUUUUGGUCCUAAGAAUCGUUCAAUUGGAGCAGCAGCUAAAAGCCAGGUUCCUUGCUUCUAUACUGAUGCAGAAAGACGAUCGGUGAUGGAUGCAACACAGAUUGCUGGUCUUAAUUGCUUGCGACUAAUGAAUGAAACUACUGCGGUUGCUCUUGCAUAUGGAAUCUAUAAGCAAGAUCUUCCUGACUUAGAAGAGAAACCAAGAAAUGUAGUUUUUGUAGACAUGGGCCAUUCUGCUUACCAAGUUUCUCUAUGUGCAUUUAAUAGAGGAAAACUGAAAGUUCUGGCCACUGCAUUUGACACAACAUUGGGAGGCAGAAAAUUUGAUGAAGUGUUAGUAAAUCACUUCUGUGAAGAAUUUGGGAAGAAAUACAAACUAGACAUAAAGUCCAAAAUCCGGGCAUUAUUACGACUCUCUCAAGCGUGUGAGAAACUCAAGAAAUUGAUGAGUGCAAAUGCUUCAGAUCUCCCCUUGAGCAUUGAAUGUUUUAUGAAUGAUGUUGAUGUAUCUGGAACUAUGAAUAGAGGCAAAUUUCUGGAGAUGUGCAGUGAUCUCUUAGCUAGAGUGGAGCCACCACUUCAUAGUGUUUUGGAACAAGCCAAGUUAAAGAAAGAAGAUAUUUAUGCAGUGGAGAUAGUUGGUGGUGCUACACGAAUCCCUGCAGUAAAAGAGAAGAUCAGCAAAUUUUUUGGUAAAGAACUUAGUACAACUAAUGCUGAUGAAGCUGUCACUCGAGGUUGUGCAUUGCAGUGCGCCAUCUUAUCGCCUGCUUUCAAAGUCAGAGAAUUUUCUAUCACAGAUGUAGUACCAUAUCCAAUAUCUCUGAGAUGGAAUUCUCCAGCUGAAGAAGGGUCAAGUGACUGUGAAGUCUUUUCCAAAAAUCACGCUGCUCCUUUCUCUAAAGUCCUUACAUUUUAUAGAAAGGAACCGUUUACUCUUGAGGCGUAUUACAGCUCUCCUCAAGAUUUGCCCUAUCCAGAUCCUGCUAUAGCUCAGUUUUCAGUUCAGAAAGUCACUCCUCAGUCUGAUGGCUCCAGUUCAAAAGUGAAAGUUAAAGUUCGAGUCAAUGUCCAUGGCAUUUUCAGUGUGUCCAGUGCAUCCUUAGUGGAGGUACACAAGUCUGAGGAAAAUGAGGAGCCAAUGGAAACAGAUCAGAAUGCAAAGGAGGAAGAGAAGAUGCAAGUGGACCAGGAGGAACCACAUGUUGAAGAGCAACAGCAGCAGACACCAGCAGAAAAUAAGGCAGAGUCUGAAGAAAUGGAGACCUCUCAAGCUGGAUCAAAGGACAAAAAGAUGGACCAACCACCCCAAGCCAAGAAGGCAAAAGUGAAGACUAGUACUGUGGACCUGCCAAUUGAGAGUCAGCUAUUAUGGCAGAUAGACAGAGAGAUGCUCAACUUGUACAUUGAAAAUGAGGGUAAGAUGAUCAUGCAAGAUAAACUGGAGAAGGAGCAGAAUGAUGCUAAGAAUGCUGUGGAGGAAUAUGUGUAUGAAAUGAGAGACAAGCUUAGUGGUGAAUAUGAGAAGUUUGUGAGUGAAGAUGAUCAUAACACUUUUACUUUAAAACUAGAAGAUACUGAAAAUUGGUUGUAUGAGGAUGGAGAAGACCAGCCAAAGCAAGUUUAUGUUGAUAAGCUGGCUGAAUUAAAAAAUCUAGGUCAACCUAUUAUGACGCGAUUCCAAGAAUCUGAAGAACGACCAAAAUUAUUUGAAGAACUAGGGAAACAGAUCCAGCAGUAUAUGAAGAUAAUCAGUGCUUUCAAAAACAAGGAGGACCAGUAUGAUCAUUUGGAUGCUGCUGACAUGACGAAGGUAGAAAAAAGCACAAAUGAGGCCAUGGAAUGGAUGAAUAACAAGCUAAAUCUGCAGAACAAGCAGAGUUUGACCAUGGAUCCAGUUGUCAAGUCAAAAGAGAUUGAAGCUAAAAUUAGGGAGCUGACAAGUACUUGUAGCCCUAUAAUUUCAAAGCCCAAACCCAAAGUGGAACCUCCAAAAGAGGAACAAAACAAUGCAGAGCAGAAUGGACCGGUGGAUGGACAAGGAGACAACCCGGGCCCCCAGGCUGCUGAGCAGGGUACAGACACAGCUGUGCCUUCGGAUUCAGACAAGAAGCUUCCUGAAAUGGACAUUGAUUGAUUCCAACACAUGUUUCUAUUAAAACAGACUAUUAUAAAGCUAAAAAAACAA
Messenger RNA from Callithrix jacchus (white-tufted-ear marmoset), 2346 nucleotides. The record is from RefSeq and is a predicted model, not a curated record. Lineage: Eukaryota; Metazoa; Chordata; Mammalia; Primates; Cebidae.